Molecule: messenger RNA, 6486 nt
Organism: Eriocheir sinensis (Chinese mitten crab)
Lineage: Eukaryota; Metazoa; Arthropoda; Malacostraca; Decapoda; Varunidae
Gene: Prp5
Product: probable ATP-dependent RNA helicase DDX46
Exons: 18
Coding region: 160-3270 (1036 amino acids)
Biological process (GO): mRNA splicing, via spliceosome
Cellular component (GO): nucleus
Molecular function (GO): nucleic acid binding; ATP binding; RNA helicase activity
Source: RefSeq, a predicted model, not a curated record
UCUGAUAUGCAUAAAUAAUUAUGUGAUAUUGAUAAAUUUGUUUUUCCUGUGUUGUUUGUGUCCAGUACGUGAGUGUGUUGUGUGUGUGUGUGUGUGUGCCGCGGCCCAGCGUGCACGACAGCGGCGGCAGGCAGCACCAGGCAGCACCACGCCGCCACCAUGACGCGGGACAGCAGACGCCGAAGGUCACGGACACGGUCUAGGAGCCUAGAGCGUCGGCGCUCCAGGGAGAGAGACCGUGACAGAGGCAGAUCACGACGGUCCCGCUCCAGAGAUCGUGACAGGGACCGUGACCGUGACCGCGACCGUGACCGUGACCGGCACAGGUCUAGAAGUAGGGACCGCAGAAGGUCAAGGUCACGUGACAGGCGUUCCAGAUCAAGGUCACGAGACAGAGACAGGGACAGAGACAGGAAGAGGAGCAGGAGCAGGUCAAGGGACAGAGACAGAAAAAGGAGUCGAAGUAGGUCAAGGGACAGGGACAGAGACAGAGACAAAGACAGAGACAGAAAAAGAAGCAAGAAGAGCCGCACUCCAUCCCCUCCCAAGGUGAAGCUCCUUCUCAACCCUCCGAAGCCUCAAGAGCCCGUCCCCGUAGCACCCAAGGAAGAAGAGGAGGUGCCGCUGGACUUUGACCCAUCAAAAGUAGAUAAGGAAGAAACAGAAAAACGCCUUGAAGCUGAAAUGCAAAAGAGGAGGGAAAGGAUUGAGAAAUGGCGAGCUGAGAAAAAGAAGAGGGAGUUGGAGGCAGCAAAGAAGGAGGCAGAGAGAGGGACUCUGGGAGCCAAUGUUCCUAAAGUGUCCAUUAAGGCAUGGAGUCUUGAGGAUGAUGAAGAAGAGGAAGAGGGAGAAAACAAGGAAGGAAAUGGGGAGGCAGAUGAGGAGGAUGAAGUUGAUCCCCUCGAUGCCUUCAUGUCAGGUAUCCAAGAAGAAGUUCGGAAGAUCAGUCGUGUAGACAUUCGAGGAGGAGUGAAGAAAGGCACAAAGAUCACUGCAGCAGGUACAGAGUCUGGGGGGCCUAAGAAGCCAGUGAUCAUCAUGGGUGUGGCAAAGAAGGUGAGUGCCAAGAAGAAGGGGGAGCUGAUGGAGCAGAACCAGGAUGCCCUCGAAUACUCGUCUGAGGAGGAGGGCGAGGACCUGAAGGACACCAUGGCCAGCAUCAACUCUAAGGGCAAGAAGGAGCUUGGGAAGGUGGACCACACAGUCAUUGAGUAUGUACCAUUUAGGAAGGACUUUUAUGUGGAGGUGCCGGAGAUUGCCAACAUGACCAAGGAGGAAGUUGAUGCAUACCGAGCUGAACUUGAAGGAAUCAAGGUUAAAGGUCAAGGAUGCCCCAAACCCAUCAGGACUUGGGCUCAGUGUGGAGUCAGCAAAAGAAUAUUAGAUGUCCUCAAAAAGAACAACUAUGAGAAGCCGACACCCAUCCAAGUGCAGGCCAUCCCAGCCAUCAUGAAAGGUAGAGAUGUCAUAGGCAUUGCCAAGACAGGCUCAGGGAAGACGUUAGCCUUCCUGCUGCCAAUGUUCCGACAUGUAGUGGACCAGCCACCCCUGGAGGACACAGACGGACCUAUUGCCCUCAUCAUGACCCCCACCAGAGAGCUGUGCAUGCAAAUUGGCAAGGAAUGCAAGAAAUUUGCUAAGAACAACCUGAGGGUGUGCUGUGUGUAUGGUGGCACAGGAAUAUCAGAGCAAAUAGCAGAGUUGAAGCGAGGAGCAGAAAUCAUCGUGUGCACUCCAGGUCGAAUGAUUGACAUGCUGGCUGCCAACGGAGGGCGGGUGACCAACCUGCGGCGAGUGACCUACGUGGUGCUCGACGAGGCUGAUCGCAUGUUUGACCUGGGUUUUGAACCUCAGGUUAUGAGAAUAGUAGACAACGUUCAGCCAUCACGGCAAACUGUGAUGUUCUCAGCUACAUUCCCAAGACAAGUAGAAGCUCUGGCUAAGAAAAUUUUAAUGAAACCUAUUGAAAUAACGGUAAUGGUCUUAUAUGUGUUUUAUAUGUUCUGUGGAUGGUUAAACUAUAUUAAUCUUAAUAAUCUUUCCAAAAAUAUUUGUUGGCAUUUAAUGGACCUGCUCAGUCAUUCCUACCGGGCACUGGUGCUCCACGGAGGGGUGGACCAGAUUGACCGCGACAGCACCAUGAUGGACUUCAAGGCUGGUCGCGUGCCCAUCUUGGUGGCGACAUCUGUAGCAGCCAGAGGCCUGGAUGUUAAGCAGCUGAUUUUAGUUGUAAACUUUGAUGCUCCCAAUCACUAUGAAGACUAUGUACAUAGGUGUGGACGUACAGGCCGUGCUGGAAACAAAGGCUGGGCAUACACCUUUCUCACCCCUGAUCAGCCUCGCUAUGCUGCUGAAGUCGUCCGAGCUAUGGAGAUCUCUGAGAUCACUGUACCACCAGACUUGCAGAAACUUUUUGAUGAAUACAAGCAAAAGCUGGAAGGAGAAGGCAAGAAAGUUAAAACAGGUGGUGGUUUUCAUGGUAAGGGUUAUAAGUUUGAUGAGUCUGAAGCUAACUUUGCAUCAGAAAAGAAGAAGUUCGAGAAGGCUGCACUUGGAUUGGCAGACUCUGAUGAUGAAGAUAUUGAGCAAGACAUUGACCAGCAGAUAGAGAGUAUGCUCAACACAAAGAGGACUGUCAAGGAAAUCAAGGCCCCUGAAGUGUCAUCAAACUCAGAUAGUUUAGCUGGCAUGCCCUUCGGUGGUCCCUCAGCCUCAGACAAGUUAGAACUGGCACGCAGACUGGCUCAGCGCAUCAAUCUUCAGCACAAUAUUGGCAAGGAGGCAAAGGGUGCCAGUCAGCAGGCUGCUGAGUUUAUCCUAAAGGGAGGAGCUGCUAUGCAACCCACUAUAUCAGCCAAAACUGUUGCAGAACAGAUGGCCCAGAAACUCAACAAUAAACUGAACUAUCAGCCACGUGAUGACCAGGAGGAAGAGGAGGAGACAGCAGAAGAAACUCAUCAUAAGUAUGAAGAAGAACUUGAAAUUAAUGACUUCCCUCAGCAGGCAAGGUGGCGAGUUACCAGCAAGGAAGCCUUGGCACAGAUCUCGGAAUAUUCUGAAGCAGGAAUCACAGUGCGAGGCACAUUCUGUCCUCCGGGUAAGAAUCCACCCGAGGGUGAGCGGAAGCUGUUCCUGGCUAUUGAAUCUACGUCUGAGCUGGCUGUGUCAAAGGCAAAGGCUGAGAUCAUUCGGUUAAUAAGAGAAGAACUAGUGAAGCUCCGUACCAGUGCUGGACCUGCCAAAGCUCAGGGACGGUACAAGGUUCUGUAAGAUAGUAGGUCAUGACUGCAAAGAAACUUGAACUUUGCUCUACCUGUAUAAUUUCCAAGUAAUUUUAUGCUCAAAAUGUUAACCUGACGUAGAUAAAACCUAACAAAAAGGUUUGAAACAUGUUAAAGUCCAUGAGCUAAAAUCACAGGGAAAUGGCAUGACAGUUGUAUGGAAUCGAUACCUAAGCUUCAAGUCAAUUCUGUAUAUGAUGUGAAAUGUGUUUUGUAUGCAUACAUUUUAGAACUGGAUUGUCAGUUAUACCAUCAUUCAGACAAAUUUAAAUAACAUUUAAAUGAUUAACAUUAAGAAGGUUGGGUACAAGGUAGAAAAUUCAAAAUAUGAUGAGUAAAUAGAAACAGGUUUUAUAUGACGGUUUCAGUUAAGAACAUGAAAAUGCUUCAUACCUACAUUCUGAAUUCAUCUUGUGACUCAGUUUGUAGCAUUUUGCUUCAACAAUGGAUGUAUAUGUCUGUGGAAGAAAACUGGUUUAUAAGCAGGCAAUAUCUUUCUAUAAGUCAGAAACUAGUGAACUCCUUGAAUGUAUAAGUAAUGGUAAGUAUAUCACAGUAAACAAACAGGCAUAUAAAUGUAAAGGACAAAAGUAUAAAACUGCUUAUCAUACAGAGAAGUCAAUGUAGAAUGGUAGAAGGCUGUCUUUUCUCAGAAAGUGUAAUGGGAUGUUAGUGCUGCCCUACAUUGGUUUAUCAAAAUCAUUGGAAACCUUUUAUUUGUAUAUAAUGGUGGGAGAAGGAGCUGAGAGUGAUUCAAGAGCUGUCUGUUGUUAACAUCACCCAUCCCUAAAAAUAUUGAUUAAAGGACCGCAUUAACAAUAUUCCCCUGAAUCCUUAAGCCACGUCCACACGGUCCAGCACUGUCUGGGGGGCACUGCCCGCUGAGUGUAUUUCUCCCACUUUUUAGCAUGGUUACCAGAUGGGGCAAUUCCCGGCAGGCUCCAUACUAUUGGGCAGUGCCCGGCGGGCCUUGCCCUCACCAGGCAAGGCCUGCGGACUUUGCCCGUGGUUUUGUCCACGGCUGAGCUGCCGGUUCAAACUUCAACUGGUUGGUGGGUAGUCGGCAGUAACGAGGGGUUAUGAGCGGGCUGUUUGUAGUGCUGUACGAUCACCAUGGUUUGCGCCAUAAUUCAAAAGAAGAUUGCACUCUAUACAAUCAUAAUUGGUGCCUGCAUAAAAAAGAAACUGAAGAGAUCACAGAAAAGUGUAUGGUGCAGGGAGCGGUUGCAAAAACGAGGGGUUUUGGGUAGUUUUGUGACUGUCUUGCGUGAACUACAGGAUAAAAAAUAGAUUCUUUUUGUCAGUUACAUGAGGAUGGACAUCAACACCUUUUAUACACUCCUGGCGAAAGUGGAACCUUACAUAAAGAGGCAGGAUACAUAUAUGAGGCAAACAUUGCACCUGCAGCACGUCUGGAGGCAACUCUCAGAUUUCUGGCUAGUGGGUGUUCGUACACAUCCCUCCAAUAUAGUACGAGGAUAUCUAAGCAGAGUUUAUCCGCCAUCAUACCAGAAACUUGCCAAGCUAUAUAUGAAGUUCUGAAGGAUGAUUACAUGAAGGUGAGAUAAUAUGUAGUGAGCCUACGCACAUUGUGCAUCUGGCAGUGUCGUCGCUCCAUACCGACGUCAAAACUACGGCCACUGCCCGUGCCCUGUAUGAGCUGCGGGCACGGGCAAUUCGAUGCUUUGCCCGCUAAAUGUACCCGCUGACAGCCAAAGCCCUCGUGCCCGCUGGGCAGUGCUCGACCGUGUGGACGUGGCAAUACCCCACAGUGCUCGCUUCUGAUGUCAUCAGCGCUCAUUCCCGCUUUCUAUCGUGAUCUGGUAAGUGUUUGCCCGAUGGGCAUUGCUCGAUCGUGUGGACGCACCUUUAGCAAUGUGUGAUUAUUGCAUUAUAUAAGUAAUUUUAUGAAAAUGAGUUAGAAUAGUAUCUUGCAAGGAAAAGCUGUUCAAGUGCACAGAUAUUUUUGUGUAUUUCAUCAUGAAACACUAAUCAUGGUCUCAUGAAAUAUGGAAAAAAAAAAAUCAUCCUAUGCACCAUUGUCAUUAUGUUGACACCUUUGUAUCAGAUGAACUCAUGAUUGUGCAAGGAACUGUGCUGCUGCUUAUCUAGGCAAGGAGUAGCCUAAAGCCCCGUUCACACUGUGCCGACUCUGUGCCAUGACUACCCACGACUAGGGUACACGAGGUCUUGGGUGUUGAUGUGAAAGGGUCUAGUCUGUUCACUUAAGUCUGACCCAAGCUGACAACAUAAACCUAAGCGUGUUCGUAAGCACAGUGCAGAUUAGCAGAAAGUGCUGUGUGAGAUAAACACAAACGGAGGUUAAAGAAAACUUUGAAGCCAUAGCAUUAGCCAAUUAGCACUCAGCUUGCUAACAUGCUUAGGUUUAUGUUGUCAGCUUGGGUCAGACUUAGGUGAACAGACUAUAAUUGGCCGAAUGUCCCAGAGAGUCAGCAAGACACCAAGACCCCAAUAAAACCUCCACCCCCUUCUUGGAGUGUGGGAACCAACUUGUCAAAUGUAAAAGUCGCUGGGUUGUCGUGGCCCAGAGUCAGCACAGUGUGAACAGGGCUUUAAUGUUUGCACCAUGGCCAUGCCACUAUUUUUAACAUGACAUAUUCAUUGGAAAGCCUCAUGGUCUGAAUGCCCAUUACCAAUACUGUUGCUAGACAACAAGAUUAAAGAUAUAAGAAAUCUCCAAAAUUGUAUUACAAACUGCCUCAUGUUACAUUGUUUUCACCUGAUAAAAGAUUUUUCAUGACAAACUGAACAGAUUCCAUUAAGCUGUGGUUAAAUCUGUAAAAUAUAAGUAACAAGUUCAGUAGAUGAAUAAAAAAUAAAAUGUGUUCAUGAGGUACAAAUUUCUAAACUAGACCAGUGUAGCAAUGCUAGGAAAGUCUUGAUGCUGACUAAGCUGGAGUUCAAGUUUACAAUGUAUGCAAGUUUCAAUAAAAAAGUUACACACCACUAUUGAAAUGGUACAAGAGUAACAUGUGCAGAUAAAUGAACACCAAGGAAAAAUAUUUAUUUUCACCUUUGAAAUCUAUUAUACCCCUCACAAAGCAGUAACUUACCAGUUUCACAAAAUGUUCAACAUAGUCAUCCUAGAAAUUGUUCCUCACAUGAAAUUGUUUUCAUCAUUAAUGCUCACACUAUCAGUCCCAUAUCACUUGUUCACAGUAUGUAAGUAAAGCUGACUUGGAAU